Tetrapisispora phaffii CBS 4417 is the source of this 1650-nucleotide messenger RNA. RefSeq names its product pheromone-regulated protein PRM2 (gene PRM2). The transcript has a single exon. The record is from RefSeq and is a predicted model, not a curated record. Bases 1 to 1650 code for a protein of 549 amino acids. Lineage: Eukaryota; Fungi; Ascomycota; Saccharomycetes; Saccharomycetales; Saccharomycetaceae.
AUGAUACCAAACUCGUUCCUACAAGAUGUUAUUUUAGAAAAUUGGUUUCGCGAAUUGAAUGAACAUUUAAAUGAAUGGAAUGACAACUCUGUUAAUAACAUUAACAGUCAGAUAAGUUAUUUUAAUUCUCUCAAAAUAUACAAUGAAUCUAUCUAUUCACAUUUGAAAUCUACAAAUAUUAUCAUUAAUGAAACAGUAAACACAUUACUAUCGAAUAAAUACGAACUAAGUACUGAUGGAACAAAUAACAACUUUGAAAUUAUUAGAGAUAAUCUAACCAUUCAUACAGAUUUUUUGGAUGAUAUUUUUGGAAACAUUACAAAUUCAUUGCAUAAUUUGAAUGAAGUUUUGCAAACAAUUGGAUUUGCUAAUCAAUCAAAUAAUAUAUCAUAUACUAUGACCUCUAAUAAUAUACAAGUUUCAUCUCUAACUGAAAAUUUUAAAACUGAUGUUAUGGGUUUGCUAGAAAGUUUGAAGCUAAACAAUAUAUCAAACUCAUACAAUGAGGUCAACUUUACAAAUGCAAUAAAUAAUAUAUCUACAAAUGGAAAGUACACCACAACUAUCGCAUCAGAGCUCAAACUUGUCAAUAAACGAAUGCUAAAUGUUAUCAGUAUUAUUAUUUACAUUGGAAUUUUAUUAACAACAUUUAUCACCAUGGUAAUAAAUUAUUAUCUGUUAAAAUAUGAGAAAUCGUUAUUCAACAACUUAUUUGCUAAUAUUGCGGAUGUUGGUGGUGAUAAGGACACACUAAUACCACUAAUUACAGAGAGAGAUAAUAUUAUCGAAAUAGUAGAUACUAUGAAGUAUUCUUUAUGCCAUGCUUUGGAAAAUAUAAUGAUAAACACAAUUCGUUUUCUGGCAAAUUUUAGGACCAAAUUAUUUUAUCUAAAUAUGACUUUAUUCUACAAUAACAAAAUUUGGAUAACAUUUUUUUCAAGUAUUAUAAUAGUAGAAGUAUUCUUACAUUCUAUGAUACUUAAUAUUAACACAUUCAAUAACAAUUCCACUUAUAUUAGCACAAUUGAUAAAUUUAUACAGACCAAUUUUCAAGUAUCUAAUGAUGCCAUAUACACAAACAAUACUGGUUUUAAUUUUACGACUAAUAACAUUUAUUCCUUAAACUCAGAAAAUGAAUUUGCUAAUUUUGAAAAGUCAUUAAUCAAAAUUGAUAAUGCAUACAGAAGAAAUCUUUUCUUUAUAUUGAACAACGAUAUUAAUAAUAGUUUACUUUCCGACGUAAAUGGAAUUCUAAUAAAUAAAUUAGACACAAUUUCGUCCACUAUCAAGUUUUUAAAUAAAAAUUUAAAAGAACAAAAGCUACAGCUUUUGGGGGAAAUAAAUUUUACUAGCAUGAAAGAAAACGUCACACUGCCAAUCUCAAUAUUUUCCAAACUAGAUGCUUCCAAGCUUUUAGUUUCAAGUUCCAUUAAUGAAUAUACAAUAAAUGAUUUCAAUAUUGAGACAAUAAAUUCGAACUAUCUUGAUAAAAGUUUAAAUGAAUCAUCUAUCAACACAUAUAAUAUAACUACUCAAGUCAUAAAAAAUGGAAAUUCAAAUACCUCAGUAAAGUUAUGGUCAAUCCUCCCGGUCCUCAUCGUAGCCUUACUAUACUCACUACUAUAUAACGGGUCAUUGAAUUUUACUUAA